AUGGAGGAAUCCUCCAGUUGGUCUGAGGCCAGAAGCAGCUGUGAGAAGCGAGGAGGCGAGCUCCUGAAGCUGAUCAACAGCCCCGUCAGAACCUUCCUGAACGACAUCAGCAGAGAGAGAGACACUGGAAACCUCACUUGGUGGCUCGGAGAAGGAUUCAGAGGGGAUGGCCAGGAACCCAGCACAAUUCGCCGACCUGCACCAAGCACAGCGAGUUCAGUCGUGUCCAGUCAUGCAACCAGAUCUCGGCUCAAAAGGGAUGUGAACGACAUGGCUCUGCACAUCUCCGACAUCGACAAGCUCCUCGAGGAAGCAGACAAAGAGCUGCUGCGGAUGGAAACCACUCCUGGAGAGCCAACAAACAACAACAGGGACAAAUUUAUUCAGCAUUUGUUGGCAGGCACUCAAGCCCUGACUCCACAGUUUGCUUUACAACACAAUGACACCAUCCUCCAUAUUUACAACUGCAGCUCUGCAAUCCUGCUCCUCUCAAUGACAAAGUGCGAUGUUGAUACCAACCCGAACCCUGAGUCUUUGUUUGAGGAUAUCUUUGAGAUUUAUCGGGUCAUUUCUGUCCUGAUGGGUUCAACAGAGACCGUUUUCCAGCACCCAACAGGCACCAUUUAUCAGAACAGCUUCAAACCAGAUGAACUCAGCAACCAAGUGCUAGGUUCAGAGAAACAGGGUCACGUGAAGCUGCCUUCGCUUGACGCGGUGCUUUCACAUCUUGGAAUAUCGCAACCCAUCACCACUCAGUUUGCUACGUUCUCGGUGAACCCUCAUCCGUCUGAUGAAAACAUAUCAGGAACUGUCUGCAGCCUGAUGCUCAGCAAUGGAAAGUCAGACCUGAAGAUCCAAAACUUGUCAGAGAUGUUUGAGAUCUUCCUGCCUCGUCCAAACGCUUCAGCGCUGUUAAACAGCACCGUUGUGUUGGAGAAGGACACCACAUCGGUGACUCAGCUCAACAUCACAGACCCGUACAUGACCGUGGUCCUCAGUGUGGUGCCCAGCAUCGAUGUGUCGCUGGCUCUGACCUUGGCUCACGGAUCACCUCCUGCCUCUCCUAAUGCCAGCAACGUGGCCAUCUUGAACCGGAAAGGAGGCUACCGCUUCAUGAUAACCCCAGAGAUGUUGCGUCACACUGCCGGGACCUGGUAUGUUGACGCCAGACUCUACAAUUCCACGUGGGAGCCUGGUUUGACACUGAUGAUCACUUCUUUUAUGAGCAAGUGUUUGUACUGGAACGUAACCAAAGAGACAUGGAGCACUGACGGCUGCAAGGUCGGAGACAAAAGCACCCCAGACCAGACGCAGUGUCUGUGCAACCACCUCACUCUGUUUGGGAGCUCCUUCUUCGUGAUGCCAAACUACGUAGACAUAUCUCGCACAGCCGAGCUGUUUGCCACUGUGAAUGAGAACUUCGUGGUCCUGGCGCUGCUGUGUGCUUUCUUCGGCCUCUACCUGGUCACUCUGCUGUGGGCCUGCUACGCUGACCGCAGGGCGCGCUCUAAGAGGAAGAUGACGCUGCUGGAGGACAAUCACGCUGCUGCUCAGUACAACUACCUGGUCGGUGUCCAAACCGGGCAUCGCAAGGGCGCAGGGACCUCUGCUAACGUCACAGUGAAGCUGAUUGGCGCAGAGGGAGAGAGCACCAUACACAACCUGACGGAUCCUGAGAAGCCUGUGUUUGAGCGGGGGUCGGUCGAUAUGUUUGUGUUGGCCACGCCCUUCCCACUGGGAGAAGUGCGAAACCUCAGGCUGCAGCACGACAACUCUGGAGGUCACCCGUCAUGGUACAUAAACAAGGUGACCGUUCAAGACCUCCAAACACGACAUGUGUACCACUUCUUCUGCGGCUGCUGGCUGAGCACUGAGCGAGGAGAGGCCGUGACCAAGAAAACCUUCAAUGCUGCAAAGAACAACGAGAUUGCCAGCUUCAGGAACAUCUUCCAGAGCAGAACUUCCACUGGUUUCAGGGAUGAACACAUCUGGGUGUCCAUCGUGGAUCCUCCUUCACGCAGUCCGUUCACUCGAGCCCAGAGGGUUUCCUGCUGCAUGAGCCUCCUCCUCUGCACCAUGGCCAUCAACAUCGCCUUCUGGAACAUUCCCGUAGACGCCAGCUCACCAGUGCUCUUCUCAUUAGGUUCACUGAAGAUCACUUGGCAGGAGAUCAUGGUGGGGGUGGAGAGCGGCCUCCUCAUGUUCCCCAUCAACAUCCUCAUCAUCACCAUCUUCCGAAGCAUCCGACCUCGCAUCAUUUCCAAAGCUAAAAGAGAGGACUCUGAGGAAAGCAUCAGACCCGCGGCGGUUACCGUGCCAAGUGUUCUCAAGGAUACAGAGGAGGUCGUUUCUUUAGUGUGUGGGAGUCCCAGAAACAAGAUAUCGAACACGGAGCGACUGGAGACCACGGCUGACCUGUGCCCGGCCCUGGACAAACUGCAUUCUUUCAUCCAGAAUAUGCAAGGGGAGACGGAGAGCGACCCCCACUGGGUCUACUGCAGCAAGUUCCUCCUGGCUGCCCUCAGUCACCUCCUCACAUGCCUGGAGAAACUGGAUGCCAAGAACUUCUCGAGUCCAGGGGAAUACCAGCAAAUCCUCAGCCUCACCAACCUGCUGGUUCGCAAGGCGGAGAUGGUCUUCAGCUGCCACCUGGCCUCCUGCCCGCCUCCUGUGAAGAAGAAGAAGACGAGGUCGGUGGGCUGCUGGCUGCCCUGGUGGUGCGUGUUCCUGGGCUGGUUCCUGCUGCUGUCCAUCAGUGGGAUCUCCACUUACUUCACCCUGUUGUACGGUUUUCAGUACGGCAGAGAAAAGUCCAUCAAGUGGGUCAUGUCUCUGGGCCUGUCCCUCUUCCAGAGCAUCUUCAUUCUGCAGCCUCUCAAGGUGGUCGGUAUCGCCGUGUUUUUCGCCCUGCUGCUGAGGCCUGUCGCUGUAGAGGAGAGCGAAGAAGUAGAGCAAGUGCUGCUAGAGCAACAGGACAAGUGCAGACGCUACUCUGGCAAGGACACGCUGUGAGGACGCCGCAUGGGAAGCUUCCUCCUCCGACGGGCGCAGCAGCAACCACCCGGGCUUCCUAAACACUCCUUUGCACUUACUGGAAGUUUGACUUUGUGAAUGUAGACUUGUGUAACGCGUUCUGUUGUUGUGUAUGUGUACAGAGUUCCAGCGCCUCAGAAAGCUUCUGUUUAAAGUUUGCUUCAUCUUAAGGAUGACUGCUGUGUAUAUGAAGGAGAAGCAGUCUGGGGGCCUGCUCUAAAAACACUUAGCUGUUCAUUUCAUGUCAGUUUAAAGAGGCAGUGGGGCUUUUAGAUGUCAACAAGUGUGUGACUUAUCAUGAGUUAUUUAGGUAGCAAACAUGCCCUUAAUUCAAUAAACAUAAUCAACAGGCGGUAGAACAGGAGCUUAUAUCCAAACACGUCAAACAUAUAGAAAGGCAGCCUCAUCUGCAAAGACAGACAUGUUUACGUUGUACUUCAUCAUUAAGCUGUUUGAUUUUACAUUCAUAUCGUAGAGGCUCUUCGACGACACCAAAUGUGGUGAAACACUGAAUUCUUCUUGUUUGAAACUCAUUUAUUUGUUGGCACAGAAUUAUUUGCAGAAAGACUGAUUUCAUGAGCAUCCAGAGUCGUGAAGGCCGCGGCGUGCUGCUGUGGGCGCCACACACUGGUUACACAUGAACAGACGGUGAGGAGGAGUGGGAAGGUGCUUUUAUGUCAGUUCAUAUAUGAGAGCUAACAGUUAAUUGAUUUUCGUUUCACGUGUGUCACUAUAAUACAUGCUGGAAGCGCACGUGGUGCCUCUUCAUCCUGCUUCUAUGAGCUCGGCUCUGAAUGAUUUAUGUAACGCAGCGAACUACAUUCAAGUUUGUGCUUUGAGGGGAAUUAUCUGCAGACGCUUUAAUGUCCCGUCUUAGAUCUGCUGUGCUUCUAUGUAAUCAUGAAUGACUAAUUGGUUUUGGUUUCAGUUGUAGCUUCUGUGUGUAUCAUACGUGUGCAUUUCAAUAAACAGAUCUAAAAUCUUGUAGGACUAAA
This is a messenger RNA of Stegastes partitus (bicolor damselfish), 4028 nucleotides long. RefSeq names its product polycystic kidney disease 1-like 3 (gene pkd1l3). The record is from RefSeq and is a predicted model, not a curated record. Gene Ontology annotation, cellular component: membrane. Gene Ontology annotation, biological process: detection of mechanical stimulus. NCBI's taxonomy places the organism in Eukaryota, Metazoa, Chordata, Actinopteri, Pomacentridae. Gene Ontology annotation, molecular function: protein binding; calcium channel activity. Bases 1 to 3012 code for a protein of 1003 amino acids. The transcript has 23 exons.